Messenger RNA from Saccostrea echinata, 723 nucleotides. RefSeq names its product caveolin-1-like. Gene Ontology annotation, biological process: caveola assembly. The transcript is spliced from 2 exons. Gene Ontology annotation, molecular function: molecular adaptor activity. Bases 44 to 439 code for a protein of 131 amino acids. Lineage: Eukaryota; Metazoa; Mollusca; Bivalvia; Ostreida; Ostreidae. The record is from RefSeq and is a predicted model, not a curated record. Gene Ontology annotation, cellular component: caveola.
UGAAGUGAACGUCUGGGCCUGUGUUUUCUGCUGAAUUUCAAAAAUGGAUUUAUCAACUUUAGACAUGGAAAACCGAGAUCCUAAUUCAAUCAAUGAUCAUUUGAAGACAGGGUUUGAAGAUGUCAUUGCAGAGACGGACGGCACCCAUAGCAGUAACUGUGUAUGGAAGGCCUCUUACUUCUGCUUCCACGGAUGCAAAUCAUGCUGCUACAACGUCUUCACCAUCGUUAUUGGGAUUUUCCUUGCCAUUAUAUGGGGCAUAGAGUUUGCAUUAAUCGCUUUCGCCCACGUGUGGUGUGUAACCCCCAUGCUACGGGUCUGCAUGAUUCACUGCAAUCUCUGCCAGAAAACCUUUGGAACCUGCGUCAACUGCUGCUGUGCUCCAUUCUGUGAAGUUUUCAGCCUGUUUUUCUCUAAUAUCAGAAUAGAGAAAAAAUAACAUCAACGUGAACAUGAUUGAAUUUGUGUGAGACAUGAAUUCAAAAAUGCUAUUCCACAUCAGCAGGCUAUGAAAACCCUUACCUGGGGAUGAGUACUUUGUAUCUGGAAUAAGAACUUGUAUACCUGGAAUUCAUGAUUUAUUACUAUUUAUCGCUGUCUUUCGUAUAUUGUGCACUUUGAUACAUAUAAACAUAUGUUACUUGAUUUGCAUGAAAAUAUGAAGUUUUAAAAUUAAAACAUAAUAAUUAUUGUGUCUUGUCGCAAUAUAAUUAAAAAUACGAA